AUGCUAGCUGCUCUUUCUGCCACGCUCAUUGCCCUCUCCUUUGCUACCGGUCGCGCCGCGCAGGUCGGACUGGACUUGGCUCUUACCUACUCCGCGGAAGGGCCGCUUCACCUCGUCAGCAGUAUCAUCAACACAGGCGACGUCGAAAUCAAACUGCUCUUGGACCCACACACGGUCUUGGUGUCCAGCAAUGUGAACAAGUUCAGCAUCAGCACUCCCGACGGGAAAUCGCCCGGGUCCAUCGGUGUCCGCAUGGACUACGACCCGGAGGCGGUCCUCGCGGAGAACCGGGCGGACUCUUUCGUCACAAUGCGUCCUGCAACGUUCAUCGACAUCAAACACGACGUGUCCAAGAUAUACAAUUUUACCGAAACAGGCACUGGGAAGUACACCAUCGUCGCCCCGAACGUCUUUUCCUACGUCGACGCGGCUGGUACCGUGGCCACCAUCGAGGCCAACAACAAGUUCGCUACCGCCCAUAUCGAGCUUAAACCAGAGGACCUCCCCACCGCGACCCCGCCGCGCAGUCCGGCAGGCACGUGCCACGCCCAAACCCGGCUCACCAAACGCCUGAACUACCUAUGCUGCAGUCCGGAGCAGCAGGUAAUCAUCCAAAGAGCUGCCCUGGCUGCGCAGGCUUCCGUCGAAAGCGCACACAACUAUUUGUUGGACCUCAUCGCCAACCCGCGCGCAACCCCCCGCUGGACGACAUGGUUUGGCGCUCAGACGCAGGACCGGCUCGCCCGCGUGGCCGGCCUCAUCGCCAGAAUGAAGAACAACAACUUUGGGGAAUACGUUUUUGACUGCUCAUGUGACCAGCAAGACGCGCACGCCUAUGUGUGGACGAACGAGCCGUACCUGAUCAUGUACCUCUGCCCGCGGUUCUUCGACGCGCCGCUCCACGGCCGCCGCUCGCAGGUCGGGACGCUCGUCUACGAGGCGUCGCACUUCAACUUCAUCGGCCCCACCCGCACCAUCGUCACCGGCUCGGCGCUCGCCAUGGAUCUGGCGCGGCACGGCCCCCACAACGCCGUAUUCAACGCGGAUAACUACGCGUACUUUGUGGACAACGCCUACCCCGAAGAACUUCCCUGA
Messenger RNA from Mycena indigotica, 1095 nucleotides. RefSeq names its product Peptidyl-Lys metalloendopeptidase. The transcript is spliced from 5 exons. The coding region runs from base 1 to 1095 and encodes 364 amino acids. The record is from RefSeq and is a predicted model, not a curated record. Gene Ontology annotation, molecular function: metalloendopeptidase activity. Lineage: Eukaryota; Fungi; Basidiomycota; Agaricomycetes; Agaricales; Mycenaceae.